AUGGUGGUGGUGUCACCGUGCUGUGCCGAGACAAAUGGAGCACGUGCCCGAGACCGCACUCCACAGCACAAAUCGGCGGCUUCAACACCGUUGACUCCACAGCCGCCACAACUGCCACUGCUUCCCCCACAACCUCCACCUGCUCAAAGUGCCUCAGGUCCUGUGCCUUUCCCAGUGGCAUGGCCUCGCUACUCUGGUAGUGUUGUGGCGGGUACGUGUAAUCUCGCCGGUUACGAUCUGUUCUCACCCUGGGAUGACCAUCCACCGCCUAAUGCCACUGUAUCGGUACCAGUCCCCAACCCAGCUCCUCCCCAUGUUCCUAUCCCUACCCCUGCUCCUGCCAAACCAACACCACCAGCAGUGAAGCCGCCACAACCACCUCCGUUGCCAACUCCACCACUGCCGGAUAAAAAAAAAGAUCUUCCGAGUUACUUUUUCUAUGGCCCACAGCGCAACAAGCCACGUGGUUACCGGGUUAAUGGUGGUUCAGGUGUCUCCUCUGCUGGUGGUGUAAUAAGAUAUGCCAGACGCAGUCUAGCUUCUGUCACCGAGCCAGCUGCAAAGGCGUUCUCAGCACCCGCAGCUCCUGCAAGUGGUCCUCGCUGGCGUGCAGAUGCUGCUGUUGUGGGUUACGGUGGUAGUGCUGGACGUUGUCAGUCUACCUGA
This is a messenger RNA of Schistocerca nitens (vagrant locust), 666 nucleotides long. Its product is annotated as proline-rich protein 2-like. The coding region runs from base 1 to 666 and encodes 221 amino acids. The transcript is spliced from 3 exons. The record is from RefSeq and is a predicted model, not a curated record. NCBI's taxonomy places the organism in Eukaryota, Metazoa, Arthropoda, Insecta, Orthoptera, Acrididae.